AUGACUAGUUCUGUAGAUAAAGUGAGUCAGAAGGUCGCUGACGUAAAACUGGGCUCCUCCAAGUCAACAAAGAAUAACAAGAGCAAAGGUAAAGGAAAAUCCAACAAGAAUCAAGUGGUUGAGGAUGAUGAUGAGGAUGAUUUUGAAAAGGCCUUGGAGCUUGCAAUGCAAUUAGAUGCACAAAAACUAGCUCAGAAAAAAGCUGAUGAUGUGCCUCUUGUUGAAGAAGAAGAGAAAAAAGUUGAGGAAAAGAUUGAACAGCAAUAUGACCCCAUUUCCACUUUUUACCCUGAUGGAAACUAUCCCCAAGGAGAAGUUGUGGAUUACAAAGAUGACAACUUGUACCGUACUACUGAUGAAGAAAAGCGAGCUUUGGAUCGAGAGAAGAAUAACAAGUGGAAUGAAUUUCGUAAAGGUGCUGAAAUUCAUAGGAGAGUUCGAAAACUGGCAAAGGAUGAGAUCAAACCGGGAAUGUCAAUGAUCGAGAUCGCCGAACUAAUCGAAAACGCAGUUCGUGGAUAUAGUGGUGAAGACGGACUCAAGGGUGGUAUGGGAUUUCCUUGUGGUCUUUCUUUGAACCAUUGUGCUGCGCACUAUUCUCCUAAUGCUAACGACAAACUUGUCUUAAAUUAUGAAGACGUCAUGAAAGUAGAUUUUGGUGUCCAUGUGAACGGUCACAUUAUCGAUAGUGCAUUCACGUUAACAUUCGAUGACAAAUAUGAUGAUCUGUUGAAAGCUGUCAAGGAUGCUACCAAUACUGGUAUUCGUGAAGCAGGUAUUGAUGUGAGAUUGACCGACAUUGGUGAAGCCAUCCAAGAAGUAAUGGAGUCCUACGAAGUUACUUUAGACGGAGAAACAUACCAAGUUAAACCUAUCAAGAAUCUUUGUGGCCAUAACAUCGGCCAGUAUAGAAUUCAUGGUGGUAAGUCUGUUCCCAUAGUGAAGAAUUUUGACAACACCAAGAUGGAGGAAGGUGAAACCUUUGCAAUUGAAACCUUUGGCAGUACAGGAAGGGGUCAUGUGAUAGGACAAGGUGAAUGCUCUCACUACGCCAAGAAUCCAGAUGCCCCCGCCAAUGCUAUCUCCAGCAUUCGUGUGAACCGUGCUAAACAAUUGCUAAAGACUAUCGAUGAGAACUUUGGUACUCUUCCAUUCUGUCGUCGCUACAUAGAUCGUCUUGGAGAAGAAAAGUACUUAUUGGCAUUGAACCAGUUGGUUAAAUCUGGAGUUGUUAGCGAUUAUCCACCCUUGGUAGAUGUCAAGGGGUCAUACACUGCCCAAUACGAGCACACCAUCCUUUUGAGACCUAAUGUUAAGGAAGUUGUAUCCCGCGGUGAAGACUACUAG
Molecule: messenger RNA, 1347 nt
Organism: Komagataella phaffii GS115
Lineage: Eukaryota; Fungi; Ascomycota; Pichiomycetes; Pichiales; Pichiaceae
Product: Methionine aminopeptidase
Exons: 1
Coding region: 1-1347 (448 amino acids)
Biological process (GO): proteolysis
Molecular function (GO): metalloaminopeptidase activity
Source: RefSeq, a predicted model, not a curated record